Messenger RNA from Odocoileus virginianus texanus, 518 nucleotides. NCBI's taxonomy places the organism in Eukaryota, Metazoa, Chordata, Mammalia, Artiodactyla, Cervidae. The record is from RefSeq and is a predicted model, not a curated record.
UGUUUUAACAAGCUCUCCAGGUGCUUCUGAGGCGCCAAGGGGAGGAAAGAGUGGAAGAACGGGAUGGGGGCUGAUUAGACCCCUCCCGGGGCCCCUUCCCAAGCUUCAUAACGACCCGCUGAGGGCGGCCGGGCCCUCAGGUGAGGCCGCGGUAAGGCCGAAGUAAGGAAGCCGAAGAGGGAAGCGACCCGAGGAGGAGCCGAUGAAGUGAGCGGAGUCAGGGACGCUGCUCGGCGCCCGCCCGCAUCAUGAAUCGCAGUCCCAUUAGCAGCACCUCCGAAAAGGAGACGCUAAGCCUGCUCUGGGGCUGUGAACUAAACCAGGAGAGGCCGACGUGGACCUUCAAACCCCAAAAGGUGGGGAAGCAGGACUGUGUGCUGUCGCUCAGUACGAUUUCCCUGGGGGAGAAAGCCAAAGAGGAGGUGAACGUCGUGGAGAUCCUGCCCUCAGCAAGCCAGGACGACAAGAAGAGGAAGCCCCUCACCCUGGCCUCGCUUCGGGCCUCGGUCCUCCCCAUG